Messenger RNA from Amorphotheca resinae ATCC 22711, 999 nucleotides. RefSeq lists its product as hypothetical. Gene Ontology annotation, cellular component: nucleus. The transcript has a single exon. Lineage: Eukaryota; Fungi; Ascomycota; Leotiomycetes; Helotiales; Amorphothecaceae. The record is from RefSeq and is a predicted model, not a curated record. Bases 1 to 999 code for a protein of 332 amino acids.
AUGGCUUUAUCCACUGUUAACGUUCUCCUGACCUCUUUCCCCGGUCUGAACCUUCCAUCUACUCUCUCACUACCUCUUCCGUCCACUACCACGAUCUCCCAACUCCAAGAACGGAUUAACGAUCGCCUCCCAAUUCACAACAGUCGCCUUAUCCUUACGACUAUUUCGAAUAAGCAGCUCCCGAGUCUCUCUGAUGCUCCGAUAUCCGACCUACUCUCCGAUGUUCGAGAUGGCUUUCUCUCUCUCCGUCUCUCCCUCCCACUGUGCGGUGGUAAAGGAGGUUUCGGAUCGCAACUGAGAGCAGCAGGAGGUCGGAUGUCCUCCAAGCGAAAGCGCAACCAAGGCGACAGUAAUGGAUCAAGUCGGAACCUGGAUGGGCGCAGACUCAGAACGGUGAACGAGGCGAAAGCCUUGGCUGAGUACUUGGCGAUCAAGCCGGAGAUGGCGAAGAAGGAGAAAGAAGAGCGGAAGAAACGGUGGGAGCAAGUCGUGGAACUUGCAGAGCGUAGAGAGGAGGAGAUUAAGUCAGGCAGUAAAGGCAAGGUUGAUGGAAAAUGGGUUGAGGAUAAGGAAGAGGCAAAUGAAAGAACCAGGGAAGCUGUUCUUGCUGCUAUCAAGGCCGGAAACUACAGGGACAACCUUCUAAGUACGUCACCAGGGACUGCGACCAGCUCUGGGAGUUCUGGUAGCGAAGACGAGGUGAUGGGUGGGACAAGUUCGAAAGAGACGACACCGCCUUCAGAACCAGAGGCCAAGCCAAAGGCAAGGACUUUCUUUGGGUUCGACGAAGACGAUGAGUUUAUGAGCGAUGAUGACGAAGAUUUGGAGGAAGAGGAAGAAGAGGAAGAAGAGGAAGAAGACGAUGGAGAAAAGAUGCAACAAGAGGAUGUCGAAGUGGUUGAAAAGGAACCAACACCCCCUCCGGUGGCUACUAAGGGAAAAGGGAAGGCUACGGCAAAGGCCACAGCCAAAGGAAAGGGUAAAGUCAAGGCUAAAUAA